AUAUUUUUUUAUUAAUAAUUUUUGUAGUCCUUUAUACUCAUAUUUUUAUUAAAAAUGCAGUCUCUUUUGCUUACAUCAUUACGACAUGGAAAAUGUUUUUCAAAUUCUUUAACAUUAGGUUUGGCAGCCUCAUCGUCGAAGAUUUCAUGUUAUCGCAAUUUGUCUACAUCCCAUCCAUUGUAUACUGAAAAUGCCAAAUCUUUUAAAAGGGGAUUUGAACAAAACAUAGUUUUGGUCGAUGGCGUCCGAACUCCUUUCUUACAAUCUUUUACUGACUAUUCUAAAUUAAUGCCACACGAAUUAGCUCGUCAUGCUUUGGUUAAUUUGCUAGAUAAAACAAAUAUUGAUAAAGAAAUUAUUGAUUACAUCGUUUAUGGCACAGUAAUACAAGAAGUUAAAACUUCGAAUGUUGCACGUGAGGCAGCCUUAUGUGCUGGAUUCAGCGACAAAACGCCUGCGCAUACAGUUACAAUGGCGUGCAUUAGCUCGAAUGUGGCUAUCACCACAGGUAUUGGUCUUCUAGCGACAAAUACUUAUGAUGUGAUUGUUGCUGGUGGAGUCGAAUUUAUGUCCGAUGUACCCAUUCGGCAUUCGCGUAAAAUGCGUAGCCUUUUAUUAAAAGCUAAUAAGGCAAAGACUCCAUUACAAAAAUUGGCAUUACUUUCAACUCUGCGACCGAAUUUCUUCGUUCCAGAGCUUCCCGCCGUUGCCGAGUUUUCUUCAGGGGAAACUAUGGGACAUUCUGCCGAUCGUUUGGCUGCAGCUUUUAACGUGUCCCGCAAGGAGCAAGACGACUACGCGUUGCGUUCACACACAUUAGCUAAAGAAGCUCAGGAUAAAGGUUACUUCACUGAUGUGGUUCCAGUUAAAGUACCCGGCAGCACAAAUUUUAUAGAAAAAGAUAACGGUAUACGAGUUUCCUCACCGGAAAAAUUAGCAAAACUCAAUCCUGCAUUUGUCAAGCCAUAUGGCACCAUUACAGCCGCAAACGCUUCGUUCUUGACUGAUGGUGCAUCUGCGUGUGUACUUAUGAAAGAAGAGACUGCAAAGAAACUUGGCUUAAAACCCAAAGCAUAUUUACGCGAUUUCCUAUAUGUCUCACAAGAUCCAAUUGAUCAAUUACUUUUAAGUCCCGCUUAUGCUAUACCAAAACUUUUAAAAAAGACUGGUCUCACGCUUAAAGAUAUCGACACUUGGGAAAUUCACGAGGCAUUUGCUGGCCAAAUUUUGGCGAAUCUUAAAGCUUUGGACUCCGACUUCUUCUGCAAGGACUAUAUAGGACUUAGUGAGAAAUUCGGUGCACCCGAUUUGAGCAAAUGGAACAGCUGGGGUGGUUCACUGUCAAUUGGUCAUCCAUUUGCCGCAACCGGUGUCAGACUUUGCAUGCACACGGCAAAUCGUUUGGUACGUGAAGACGGACAACUCGGUGUUAUUGCGGCUUGUGCUGCGGGUGGUCAAGGUGUUGCAAUGCUUCUGGAGAGAUAUCCUGGUGCUACUGCAGAUUAAAUAUGCAUUUAUUAUGAUUUGCAUCCACAUUCUUCCAUUUGCGUCUAGACAGUGUGGCCUUCAGUAAGACAUUUUAGAAAUUGAAUAUUUAGGCAGUAAAGUGUUCAACAUAAA
This is a messenger RNA of Bactrocera tryoni, 1620 nucleotides long. It is a transcript of the gene Mtpbeta, whose product is annotated as trifunctional enzyme subunit beta, mitochondrial. The record is from RefSeq and is a predicted model, not a curated record. Lineage: Eukaryota; Metazoa; Arthropoda; Insecta; Diptera; Tephritidae. Bases 55 to 1506 code for a protein of 483 amino acids. The transcript has 7 exons. Gene Ontology annotation, molecular function: acyltransferase activity, transferring groups other than amino-acyl groups. Gene Ontology annotation, biological process: fatty acid beta-oxidation.